Messenger RNA from Portunus trituberculatus (swimming crab), 1923 nucleotides. RefSeq lists its product as uncharacterized. Bases 1 to 1923 code for a protein of 640 amino acids. The transcript has a single exon. Lineage: Eukaryota; Metazoa; Arthropoda; Malacostraca; Decapoda; Portunidae. Gene Ontology annotation, molecular function: nucleic acid binding; RNA-DNA hybrid ribonuclease activity. Gene Ontology annotation, biological process: DNA integration. The record is from RefSeq and is a predicted model, not a curated record.
AUGGUGCAGGAGUCCAUAGUGAGUGCUGAUCGUGUGCGGAAGCAUUUGCAGGCAUAUGGACUGGAAUCGAAAGAACCAGAGCCUCUUGUUGGUGGUCGGGUGCUUGGAAUUGCUUUGAGCAAGUCACCGAGUGGGCAUCUGGAGAUGUCGCGGGGGAGUGAACUCCCUGAGGCAGAUAGUGGAGUCACUCUUACUAAGAGAGGCUUGUUUUCAUUAUGUGGCCGCCUGACAGGACAUUACCCUGUGGCCGGGUGGUUGAGGGCCUCGUGUAGCUUCUUGAAGCGACUCGGGUCCGAAGGCUCAUGGGAUGAGCCGGUUCAGAGCAGUGUGCGUAAGCUAGCCAGCGAGUUGGUGGAUCGCGCGCGCUUUGAAGAUCCUGUGAAAGGACGUUGGCAUGUCAAACAAGGUGAAGUCACUGUUUGGACAGAUGCCAGCUCUCUUGCUCUGGGAGUGGUUAUUCAGGUGAAUAACGAUAUUGUGGAGGACGCUUCGUGGCUUCGGAAGAAGUCGGACAGCCUCCACAUCAAUGUGGCUGAAUUGGAGGCAGUCGGUCGGGGAAUCAAUCUGGCUAUUCAGUGGGGAUUCAAAGCCUUCACUGUGGCCACCGAUUCCCGGACGGUAUUAUCUUGGUUGGAUAAUACAGUUGAGGGGCGUGAUCGUGUCCGCACGAAGGGCGCCGCGCAGAUGCUUAUAAAGCGUCGUUUGCUGGUGAUUAAGCAGGUCAUCGCCGAGUACGAGCUGUCAGUUAUUUUUCGAUUUGUUCCUACAAUCGAGAAUAAGGCUGACAGGAUGACUCGAGUACCGAAAAGGUGGCUCGGUCAUUGUGAGUCCGUUGACUCGAGAGCCGACGAGUUGGUCUCGGCAGCUCUGUGUACCGGAAGGACGGUGACGGAUGCCAUAUGGGCGGCUCAUCUGCCGCACCAUUUGGGCGUCGACCGCACACUUUAUCUUGGGAAGCAAAUCAGGUCUGACCUGACGCGUGACCAGGUGAAGCGUGUUAUUGCAGGGUGCGAAGCGUGCCAACGCAUCGACCCUGCAAUGAGGGCUGAGAACCUCGUUGGCCAGGGUGAGCUGGCCGUUGAGAAAGAUUGGUGUCGGGUUGCAGUCGAUGUGACCCAUCACUGCGGCAGUCUAUAUCUUUCAAUGGUAGACUGUGGACCAUCGAGGUUCGCCAUCUGGCGUAAGCUACCGAAUGAGUCGGCAGCCGCCAUUGUUGCUCAACUUCGCCAAGUGGUGAUUGAGCGAGGACCGUUUGUUGAAUUGCUGAUGGAUAAUUCUACGGCUUUCAGGUCGGCGUCUGUAGAGGAGUUUGCUACAGAAUGGGGAAUCUCUCUGAGAUUUCGUGCUGCCUAUGUUCCCAGUGGAAAUGGGAUCGUAGAGCGGAACCAUCGCACCAUCAAGAGGAUGGCUGCGCGGGGGAGGAUUACUCCCGAGGAGGCUACCUUCUGGUACAAUGUGACGCCUCGUGACUCUGAAUGCCACACGGUCCCGAGUGGCAGGUUGUUCAGGUAUCCGUGGCGGAUACCGUAUGAUGUCAACGUGAAGGUUGACGAAGAUGGAGCAAAGAAUGCUUUCUCUGUCGGUGAUGAAGUCUGGGUUAAACCUCCAGUUCCUUCAUGCACAAAACGGUGGGCCCCAGGCCGAGUGACUGCUGUGAAGUCGAAGCACAUCGUGUGCGUUGAUGGGAUGCCUAGGCAUGUGCGCGACGUUAGAAGACGUCGCGGGUCAGUCAGUAAUGACACAGCUGAGUCAUCUGAUGACGGCGAGUGGCCAAAUGGCGAAGGUGGCAGACCGGUCACCGAUAACGGUGAGAAUGUCUCGACCGAAGCAGGUCGUGAUUCACGGAAGGCACAAGAACCUGCUCCUGUUGAGAGGCCUGUUGAUGUUGGCCCUGAGUCGGCCGGUGAGGAGAUAGUAACCUAG